AUGGAGGGACUCUUUUUUAACGUCAACAAUGGUUACAUUGAAGGCAUUGUACGCGGAUAUAGAAAUGGUCUUCUCACCGGCGCCAACUACACCAACCUAACGCAAUGCGAGACCAUUGAUGAUCUCAAGCUGCAACUCGGCCCUGCCUAUGGAGAUUUCCUCGGCUCCCUCCCCCCGAAUCCCUCGACUUCGAGUCUCGCCACCAAAACCACAGACAAGCUUGUCUCCGAAUUCCGCUACGUCCGCGCGAAUGCCGUUGGGUCUCUGGCCCAAUUCCUCGACUACUUGACGUAUGGAUACAUGAUCGACAAUGUAGCUCUACUCAUCACGGGCACGCUACACGAACGGGACACGCGCGAACUACUGGACCGGUGCCAUCCGUUGGGCUGGUUCGAGACCAUGCCCGUGCUCUGCGUUGCUACCAACAUCGAGGAGCUAUACAACAGCGUGCUGAUAGAGACGCCGCUAGCCCCCUAUUUCAAGGGCAGCCUCAGCCAUCAGGAUUUAGAUGAGCUCAACAUUGAGAUUGUCCGCAACACCCUCUACAAAAACUACCUCGAAGACUUUUACAACUUUGUCAACACUCACCCUGACAUGGCCGGUACGCCCACCUCCGAAGUCAUGACCGAAAUUCUCGAGUUUGAGGCCGACCGCCGCGCCAUCAAUAUCACCCUCAACUCCUUCGGCACCGAGCUGAGCAAGGCCGAUCGGAAGAAGCUCUACCCUAGCUUCGGCCGCCUGUACCCCGAGGGCACUCUGAUGCUAUCGAGAUCGGACGACUUUGAAGGCGUCAGGUUAGCGGUCGACGGUGUCUCCGAUUACAAGAGUUUCUUCGAUGCCGCGGGACUAGGCGGUGGCCCGACAGGGCCCGGUAACAUGGCCGGCGGCGCCGGUGGCAACGACAGGAGCCUUGAGGAUAUGUUCUACCAGAAGGAAAUGGAGAUCUCCAAGAAUGCCUUCACGAGACAAUUCACAUACGCCAUCGUAUACGCGUGGGUGAAACUAAGGGAGCAAGAAAUCCGUAACAUCACGUGGAUCGCCGAAUGCAUAGCGCAGAACCAGAAGGAGAGGAUUGGGAACUACAUCAGUGUAUUCUGA
Messenger RNA from Hypoxylon fragiforme, 1098 nucleotides. Its product is annotated as vacuolar ATP synthase subunit D1. Gene Ontology annotation, cellular component: proton-transporting V-type ATPase, V0 domain; fungal-type vacuole membrane; vacuolar proton-transporting V-type ATPase complex. Gene Ontology annotation, molecular function: proton-transporting ATPase activity, rotational mechanism. The transcript has 4 exons. The record is from RefSeq and is a predicted model, not a curated record. The coding region runs from base 1 to 1098 and encodes 365 amino acids. NCBI's taxonomy places the organism in Eukaryota, Fungi, Ascomycota, Sordariomycetes, Xylariales, Hypoxylaceae. Gene Ontology annotation, biological process: vacuolar acidification; vacuolar transport; proton transmembrane transport.